UUUUCCCUCAAAGCCACCAGAGCACCAAGGCUUCCCCGGUCUUGAUACUCAGCUGCUCAUCCUCUUCUGGGUGCCUGUGGCUGGGCUACCAGGACAGUAGCUAGGGAAGUCACCCAAGAUGGCAUGGAAUACUAACCUUCGGUGGCGACUGCCACUCACCUGUUUCAUCUUACAGGUGGUCAUGGUGGUCCUUUUUGGGGUGUUCGUGCGCUAUGAUCCUGAGGCUGAUGCACACUGGAUUGAGAAGAGGCACGGUAACAUUUCCAGCGACAUAGAGAAUGACUUCUACUACCGGUAUCCAAGUUUCCAGGACGUCCAUGUUAUGAUCUUUGUGGGUUUUGGCUUCCUCAUGACCUUCCUGCAGCGCUAUGGUUUUGGUUCUGUUGGUUUCAAUUUCCUCUUGGCGGCUUUUGGAAUCCAGUGGGCACUGCUGAUGCAAGGCUGGUUCCACUCCUUCCAUGAUGGCUACAUCCUCAUCGGUGUGGAGAACCUCAUCAAUGCAGAUUUCUGUGUAGGCUCUGUCUGUGUGGCCUUUGGAGCUGUCCUUGGCAAGGUCAGCCCCAUACAGCUGCUCAUCAUGACCUUGUUCCAGGUGACCCUCUUUUCAGUGAAUGAGUACAUCCUCCUCAACCUUCUCCAGGUAAAGGAUGCUGGUGGCUCUAUGACCAUCCACACAUUUGGGGCCUACUUUGGACUUACAGUGACCUGGAUCCUCUACCGGCCCAACCUGGCACAGAGCAAGGAGAGGCAGAGCUCUGUGUACUACUCAGACAUCUUUGCCAUGAUUGGCACCUUGUUCCUGUGGAUGUACUGGCCUAGCUUUAACUCAGCUGUUUCCAACCAUGGAGAUGCCCAGCACCGGGCAGCCAUCAAUACCUACUGCUCCCUGGCUGCCUGUGUGCUCACCAGUGUGGCCCUCUCCAGCGCCCUGCAACGGAAGGGCAAGCUUGACAUGGUUCACAUCCAGAAUGCAACACUUGCUGGUGGCGUGGCUGUGGGGACAGCAGCUGAGAUGAUGCUCAUGCCCUAUGGUUCUCUUAUUGUUGGCUUCAUCUGUGGCAUUGUAUCCACCGUGGGCUUUGUCUACUUGACGCCAUUCCUAGAGUCUCGGCUGCGUAUCCAAGACACCUGUGGCAUCAACAAUCUGCAUGGCAUGCCAGGCAUCAUCGGGGGCAUUGUAGGUGCUGUCACUGCCAAUGAAGCUAGUAUAGCUGUCUAUGGACAAGAAGGGCUCAAGAAAGUCUUUGACUUUGAAGGCUCCAAAAGUGGAUGGAGCCCUCGAAAGCAGGGCCAAUACCAGGCAGCAGGCAUCUUUGUGUCUCUGGCCAUGGCCUUUGUGGGAGGUGCCAUAGUAGGCUUUAUUUUGAAACUUCCAUUUUGGGGACAACCUGCAGAUGAAAACUGCUUUGAGGAUGAGGUCUAUUGGGAGGUGCCUGAAGCUGAGAAGAGCAACAGCUACCAUCAUGAGGAUACUACCCUCAAGCCUAUGGCAUCAUAACACAGAUACCCACUACCUGUGGAAGAGGAGCAGGCCUCCUUUGGACCAUCUCAGUCUUGGUGACCUCAGGAAUGAGAGUAUGUUUUUCCUGGGAGCCAGACUUGAUGCACUGACAUGCUCCCCACCUCCACCCUCUGGAUUCUCAACCCAUCCACUUUUCUACCUUCAGUCUCCUACCUCCAAGCACAGGAUUUUUGACUCUUCAAAGAAUCUCCAAGGCAGAGAUUGACAUGCUGCCUGGGAGAAGUCUGAGUACAGAGGAAGAGGAACAGAUAAGGGGGGGGGGGGGAGUAACCUGAGAUUGGG
Molecule: messenger RNA, 1804 nt
Organism: Vombatus ursinus (common wombat)
Lineage: Eukaryota; Metazoa; Chordata; Mammalia; Diprotodontia; Vombatidae
Gene: RHCG
Product: Rh family C glycoprotein
Exons: 11
Coding region: 119-1498 (459 amino acids)
Biological process (GO): ammonium transmembrane transport; ammonium homeostasis
Cellular component (GO): plasma membrane; basolateral plasma membrane; apical plasma membrane
Molecular function (GO): ammonium channel activity
Source: RefSeq, a predicted model, not a curated record